Penicillium verhagenii is the source of this 510-nucleotide messenger RNA. RefSeq lists its product as uncharacterized. The coding region runs from base 1 to 510 and encodes 169 amino acids. The record is from RefSeq and is a predicted model, not a curated record. Lineage: Eukaryota; Fungi; Ascomycota; Eurotiomycetes; Eurotiales; Aspergillaceae. The transcript is spliced from 2 exons.
AUGGAGGGAGACCUGGUCCUGUUGCGGAAGGUGGUCCUCGAUCAAAUUCAUGGGAGAAAGCUAGAGACAAGGUGGGCUGGUCCGUAUCGGGUACAACGAGUGUUACCUCGAGGGAAGUCAGUGUUCCUUGAAGAUCUGGUAACCGGAUUAAGGGUGGGCAAGUACCAUCUGGAUCAUCUCAAGCCGUUUGUAUCGAGGAAUCAACAACAAGCCUACCAGGACGCGGCGGAGACGGCGAACAAGAACAAGGCGCAGCGACGGUUCAUCAAAGAGGCAAUAAAACAAGCAAAGGAGGAUGGAUUGGCAGAGAAGCAAAUUGAAAAGGAGGAGAUGACAGGGAAUAUUAUCGUCAUCACCAUCGUCAAGGCCAUCGUCAUCAUUGUGGUAUUCAUCAGCACUAGCGAAAUCCAAUUCUCUCAGCCCAGCUGCGUUCGUAGAGAUGUGUACAUUUUGGAAGUCCAAGUGGGAAGGACGGUCCUCACUUCGCAGAGCAUCAGAAAGGAGUAUUGA